CAAUCGAUUCAGCAAUCACAGCAAAUCCCCAAAACCCAAACUCCAAAAAUGUUCAAAUUCGUCGCCUUCUUCGCCUGCCUGGCCGUGGCCGCCGCUGCUCCUGGCCUGAUUGCCGAGACCCACUCGUAUGUGCAGCCAGCGGUUCUGGCCAAGACCGCCUACGUGGACACCAGUGCCUCCUCGGCCAUCACCCACCAGAGCAACGUGAAUCUGGUGCGUAAGGUACCGGUGGCCUAUGCCGCUCCCGUCGUCCAUGCUGCUCCCGUCGUCCAUGCCGCUCCUCUGGUCAAGACCGUCGUCGCUGCCCCCGCUCCACUGGUGGUGCCAGCUGCUCCCAUUGUCAAGACUGUGAUCCCGGCUGCUCCCCUCUACAAGACUGUGGUGGCCGCCCCCGCUCCUGUGGUCCACAGCGUCAUCCCAGCUGCCCCGAUUGUCAAGACUGUGAUCCCCGCCGCCCCGCUGGUCCACACUGUCCUGCCCAGUGCCCCCGUCGUGUACUCCGCCUACCACAAGUAA
Molecule: messenger RNA, 516 nt
Organism: Drosophila kikkawai
Lineage: Eukaryota; Metazoa; Arthropoda; Insecta; Diptera; Drosophilidae
Product: A-kinase anchor protein 14
Source: RefSeq, a predicted model, not a curated record